Paramuricea clavata is the source of this 916-nucleotide messenger RNA. The record is from the annotation of a GenBank genome assembly. Lineage: Eukaryota; Metazoa; Cnidaria; Anthozoa; Malacalcyonacea; Plexauridae.
CAAAGCCAUAACAACGCAGAUGCGACGAAGGUAUAACUCACUUUUUUAAAAAAGUAGCCUAUAUGUUUGGGCAUGCAAAGUUUCAGAAGAAUUAAAUUUUUAGGUUCCAUGACUGUUAUAAAAAUCCUAAAAUACAAUUAAAGUAUUUUCUUAUAAGACAAUGGUCUAUAUGUCCUUUUUUGUGCCCACCACACUUUGCUUCGUCUACUGGACGUCUAAAAAACAUCCCACUACAUGUUCCUUGCAGCCCCGAAAGCCUUUGUUUAUGUUAUGUUGGUUAUGUAGAAUAAUUUGUAACACUAUAUUAUUGAUAACGCCGUAGGACAACAAACAAAAGUUGAUUUAGUCGAUUGACGUAAGAAAGGUAUCAUAUGUCAUAAAUAAUAGACUUCGAGUUGAUUGUCAGACUGAAAGCACGAGAGAAAACCAGAAGGAUUGUUUGUUAUAUAUUUUAUCGUUUGAAUCGUUUUUAAAUAAAUAUGUUUUAAAGUACGCGUGUGUGUUCUAUUUCCGAUGGUAUUGUUCUGAUAGUAUACAGUCCCCACGAAGCGCAACUGUCUUGCGGUGUAAGACAGAAAAGUGCAACACUUGGUCCAUGCGAACCGGAUAGAUUACGAAAGAAACAAUCGAGAUAGAUACGACAAUGCCGUUGGACGAGCUGACAAAGAAAAGAAGAACACGCGCAGCGCACAGAGGUUCAGCAACGAAGAUAGGGACGAAGAUAAAAGAAUGUUUAGCGAAUACGAGUGAAACGCCACAAACGGACAAGAAUGUGCUGAAACAGCUGAGAGAUACGCUGAGCGAGAAAGUCGAAGCCUUGAAACUUUUAGACAACGAGAUUGUCGAGAUACUAAGUAAUAGUGAAGCCGAAGACGCAGAACAACAGCUGGAAAAGGAAAUUCAGGAGACAGGAUGA